AUGGGAAGGAUUCUGACGUAUGGCUUUGAGUUGGUACUGGUAACGUUGGUCAAACUCUACUCCCACAGUUACUCUAAAGCGGCAGUGGUCGCGUUACUCUCAUUACCCUUCUUAGUGUUUUAUCGCGAGGUACGUGAUGGCUACUGUACGGGUGGCGUUGAAUUCAAAGCAUGGUUGCUAUGCUAUAAUAGUGAUCUUUCUGCGAAGGUUUCCGGGAAGUGGCUUCGUUCCAUUCAAGAACGAUGCUUCCAUUGGUCUCCAGCAGCUUCGGCUGCUCAGAAGGUGGCCAUGAGCAAAUUAGACCCCGAUCCAUUGCCAUACGACAAGCUGCAGUCGAAUUUGAAAGUCGUCAAAGGCCGGCUGAACCGUCCUUUGACGUUGUCGGAGAAGAUUCUCUACUCUCACAUCGAUGAACCUCACAAGCAAGAAGUUGUUAGAGGCGAAAGCUACUUGAGGCUUAGACCAGAUCGCGUGGCGAUGCAGGAUGCUACUGCGCAAAUGGCUAUGUUGCAAUUCAUUUCGUCUGGCUUGCCAAAAGUCGCAGUUCCGUCGACCAUUCAUUGUGAUCAUUUGAUAGAGGCACAAAUCGGAGGAAAGGAAGAUCUGGCGAGGGCAAAAGAUCUGAAUAAGGAAGUUUAUAACUUUUUGAGCUCUGCUGGUGCAAAAUAUGGUGAGUAUGUCUUGCAUUUUGGUGCAAUAAGUCCGUGCGCUUGCGGGAAAGCCGGUAUCCUCACGGUGAAGGGUGGAACCGGUGCCAUUGUGGAAUAUUUCGGACCAGGCGUGGAUUCGAUUUCUUGCACAGGAAUGGCGACAAUUUGCAACAUGGGAGCCGAGAUCGGCGCCACAACUUCCGUUUUCCCUUACAACCACAGAAUGCGCGAUUACCUAGUGGCUACUGGCAGGAAGGAAAUCGCUGACGCUGCCGACGAUAACCAGUCUACCCUUUUGAGUCCCGAUAACGGAUGCAAAUAUGACCAAAUUAUUGAAAUUAAUCUCUCUCAACUCGAGCCGCACAUCAACGGCCCGUUCACACCUGACUUGGCAACCCCGAUUUCCAAACUGAGCGAAACCGCCAAGAAACACGGAUGGCCGUUGGAUAUCCGCGUUGGGCUGAUCGGAAGUUGCACCAAUUCUAGUUAUGAGGACAUGACGAGAGCUGCUAGUUUAGCUAAGCAGGCCAUUGACCAUGGCUUGAAGUCGAAAACUGCUUUCACUGUGACCCCGGGAUCCGAACAAGUUCGCGCCACAAUUGAACGCGAUGGAUUGUCAAAAAUAUUCGAAGACUUCGGAGGUGUUGUUUUGGCCAAUGCGUGUGGCCCAUGCAUUGGGCAAUGGGACCGCAAAGACGUCAAGAAGGGCGAAAAGAACACUAUUGUUACAUCUUACAAUCGUAACUUUACUGGGCGAAAUGAUGCCAAUCCUGCGACCCAUGCCUUCGUCACGUCUCCCGACAUCGUCACUGCUCUUUCCAUUGCGGGUACUUUGGACUUUGAUCCCCUGAAGGAUACCAUCAAGGGAAAAGAUGGCAAACCGUUCAAGUUGGCCCCGCCCAAAGGCGAUGAAUUGCCGACGCGUGGAUUCGAUGCAGGGGAAGACACUUUCCAGCCAGCACCGGCAGAUGGAUCCAAAGUGAAAGUGGACGUAGACCCGAAGAGCAAUAGAUUGCAAUUGCUGGAUCCCUUCAACAAGUGGGACGGGAAAGAUCUAACUCUAUACCGGCACAACUAA
This is a messenger RNA of Notodromas monacha, 1728 nucleotides long. Lineage: Eukaryota; Metazoa; Arthropoda; Ostracoda; Podocopida; Cyprididae. The record is from the annotation of a GenBank genome assembly.